Prorocentrum cordatum is the source of this 715-nucleotide messenger RNA. Lineage: Eukaryota; Dinophyceae; Prorocentrales; Prorocentraceae. The record is from the annotation of a GenBank genome assembly.
AGGCUCAACUCUUUGGGCCGACCAGGCACAAGUGUGCAAUCUUCGCCCGAGCCGGUCGUGCCCGACCGGCGGGGAGCGGCCGAGCUAGCCAUGCGACCACACCGCGGCCCGCGCGGGGCACUGGCAGCCCCCCCCCCUGGCUUGGAGAUGACCGAGCGGGUCCCGAUGACGAUUCCCUUGAGGGUGAGCGCCGCGGGCGCGUUCGACGUCGGGUCCCCCUCGCCGCACGAGAUGCCGUGCGCAGCAGCGCCCCCCGCCGAGGCCCUUGCCCGCCUGGCGGCCCUGGUGUGCGCGGACGCGCGCGCCCCCCCGGGCGCGCUGCCCGCGUGCCUGCCGGAGGAGCGCGUCAGCUCUGACCUGUGGGUCAACGCCGUGGUCGCGACGGCGCCAGGCCUGAACGCGGAGGGCCUGCGAGAGGCGAUGCUGCUCUUCGACCGUGCCGUCGAGAACAUCAAGCAGGCAGAGGCGCUGGACAGGACUGGGAUGAUAGCCAGCACCUGCGCCGCGGGCGGCGUGUUCAUGCAGAUGCCGCACCUGGCCACCGCCAGGACUGGGCCCAGAUAGCACAGCAGCAGCAGAUCCUCCUGGGCCAGCUGCGGCACCUGGCCGUGACCCACCCCGCGGGCUCCGGGCCUCCCGGCAGCCCGGACAGGGCCCCCCCCAAAAAGGGGACGUGUUUGAGUGCGCGUGUCCUCAGCACUGCGUCCAGAAUGCC